This is a messenger RNA of Ruditapes philippinarum (Manila clam), 5061 nucleotides long. RefSeq lists its product as uncharacterized. NCBI's taxonomy places the organism in Eukaryota, Metazoa, Mollusca, Bivalvia, Venerida, Veneridae. The record is from RefSeq and is a predicted model, not a curated record. The transcript is spliced from 6 exons. The coding region runs from base 455 to 2497 and encodes 680 amino acids.
CCAUCAAUAUUAAAAUACUCUUCAUUGUAGAUGCGAAUCGAUGGAGUUUUAACUCUUUAACUUCCGUUCUUCGUGUCUGCUCUUCGUGUCUGCUGAAAAGAUGUUGGUGUAAACAAGCUGGCCAUAUCUUCAAAUUAAAAUUGCUUAUAGACUUCUAUUUAGGUUCCAAGAAGAUAUUAUAUUGUGCUUUUGUUGAUUAUUGAAAAGCUUUUGAUUCAGUAAUACGAAGUUAAUAUAUAUCAGUGGCGUAGCGCGACCAAAAGUAGUGGGUUAGGGAGGGGGUGGCCCCUCCCUUUGUAAACGGCAGGGGGUUCGGGGGUCUUCCCCCGAGGAAAUUUGGAUUUAUAGAUGCAAAAUAACGCAAUCUGGAGACAUUUGACAACAUUUUUAAUUCUCUUCUUAUCUAAUAAAUAGAGGAUAUUGAAAUAGUGUAUCAACAAUUACAACAAAAGAAAUGUCAGGUAUCCCAGAUUUUUCAAGAAUUGAAGAAGAUGAGGUAUCAACAAGAACUACAAAUGAAGAUGGAAGAAUCCAAGAUUUUUCAGCCAUUGACAUUGAAGAUACAGAUGAGGUUCAAAAUAAAGAAUCACCUGAUGAUUGUGCAAAUCGCAUAGUUCCAAGUAAUAGCAAGGUGAGGGAGCCACCAUCACUUUAUGUUCAUCAAAUUCCACUGGAAGCAAGUAACCUUAAGACUCCAAGAUUAGAUGAUGAUCUUAUAAUUCCAUCAAAACAUGAUUUACAGACAGUGAACAAAUUGUUGGGUGGCAACUGGAGAGUAUUGCUCUCUUUGAUUGAUACAGGUGACAAUCAAGUUAUGGUUAAAGAUGAGCUGCAAGCGGAGAGAAAACUUUAUACUUACUUUGCAAAUGUAUCAUAUAAUCUCAAAGUGAAAAAAGAAGUUCCACCAAAUGAUGUUACUCUUAGGGACAUAGUUACUCGCAUUGACCACCUUCUGGCAAGUGAUAUCCACUGGUUAUGUCUGGUCAACAGUUUGAAAGAUAAGAGACAUGAUGACCUGUUGUCCGACAUUUACAGUCUUUUGCCAGACUUUGACUCUUUCUGGUCUGCUUUGUCAAUGCCCCAUUAUGAUGGUAAACAUGACAGGUUUCAAGCAAAUGAUCCUAUCAGCAAAGAGCUGAAGGAACUUAAAGAGGACAUUAAUAGCAUAAAUGUUCCAGAAGACCUCCAGGAGCUAGAAAAAUUCAAAAAAGACAGAAAGUUCUCUUUCUUCCUUGAGAAACAAAAUUUAGUAAGCUAUGCAAAAUCUUUAAAUUUGGAUCAAUAUUGCUGUAAAUUUCUAAUGUUAUCUAAGAUUAAUAUUAAAAUGGGUGAAUGGGAAAGGUUUCUCAACCAAAUUGGUAUUACUGCAAUUAGGAGAAAGAAAUCUGCAGAUCACUUUUGUGUUAUGUAUUACCUAGAAAAUAAAUAUUUAUUGGGUCAGAAGAUCAUUAGUGAAUAUGGUGGUGUGGGAAGUUUAGGAUAUAUAUUUUAUAAAGAUGGGGCCAUGAACCUUAUGACAAGUUCACAUAUUUUGUUAGAUGUAUCAAUAUUCAAUAAAAUGAAAAAAAAUCAAAAAAUAUUUGUAAGUUUAAAAAAUCAGUGUCAUAUUGAAGGAAUUGGGAGUGCUGUCAUUAGACAAGGGGUGUAUUCAGAAGGAGAUGACCAGUCUGCUGGAGUCGAAAUUGUUUUUGUUGACACUAGUUCUGUGCCUUACUUUCAAUCAAACGAUUUUCCUAUUCCUACUGGCCAUCAUGGUCUUGUUCCACUUCCUUCACUACGAGAUGCAUAUGGUACAGGUUCCGUUUGCUCUCAGUCUGAUACACCUGUGAUGGGUGCCACAGGUUCAGACUGCCCUCAGUUUGAUACAAGUACAAGGCCAUUUUCUUUAGAUACUGAUUUUAAUAAAGAAGGUACAGAUUCAGAUACUCCUGUAAUAGAUGGUAGUAUCAUUCCUCCUAUUGGUCAUCUAUAUUGUCAAUGGAAAUGCCAUGACUUUCCGGACCAUUUGUAUUUCGAAGGGAAUAUAGGGGAGUAUAUGGAAAUAGAAUCAGAAGUUUACAUUCUGGGAGCAGUUACUGGUCUAGCUAUGGGAAAUAUAAUACAAACAGAUUUUACAUUUGAAGUUGAUUACCAAUCAGUCGAAAAUAUUAUGGAUAGAUUUAAAAGAUUAUUUAACAGACCUAAACCUCAAUUAUUACUUAAAAACCAGUCUGUGGUAAAAUGGGAAUCUUAUGAGAUCCCUUUUUCAAAAAAGGGUGAUUCUGGGGCUGCUGUGUUUCAAGUUAACAAAGAAACAGGCAAAUUGACGGCAGUGGGUAUUCUUACAGGUAAUGAUAAAAAAUUGAAGGUCUCUUAUGUUACACCAAUAAAGGAUAUUCUUCAGACUAUUGGUCAUAACUAUGAAUUAGGUCAUUUUAAAUUAAGUCUUAGAGAGCAGGAUAAAGAUGUACAACAAAAACUAUUUUCUGACUUGUGUAAGAAACUAGGCAUAGAGUAGAAGCUGAAUUUACUCGGGAUACAGAGUCUGUUUGUGAGAGAUCUGGUCAUUUUCUGAUGAAACUCCUCUGUAGAAUAUCACCUAGUUAAAGUAAAUUCUCAUCUGAUUUUGAAAAUUUCAAUUUAAGUGAAAAAAUCCAGAAAAUAACUAAAUUGUAUAUUAUAUAUGAUAAACUUUAGAUUGAUGUUCGUGAAUUGUUUUGUAAUGACAAAACUUAUGUAAAAGAUAGAUACGGCUGUGUGAAUUGAAAGAGAAAUCUUUUUCUAUUUAUAUUUGCAUAUACUUUAUAAUUCCUAUUGUGGUUUCAUUAUUCUUAUAUUUUGUAUCUGCUCUACAUUUUGAGGCCCUUGAAGGAUAUUCAUUAUACUUUGGCCAAAUGUUCAUCCCAUUGAAACACAAUGCUACACCCAAAUUUAAGAUGUCCAACUUGUACAUCAAUGUCAAAGGUUUAAGGUUUAAACCAGCAUUUUUUGUUUGUUUCUGCUGUACAUCUUUUAGAAUUAUUUAAGCAAUAUAAUUGAUAUAUGGGUUAAACAUUUAUCUUAUUGAAAUAAAUCAUGGGUAAAACCACAUCAUUGGAGGUACAUGUAAAGGGUCAAGGUCUGAAAAUAAAGGUCAAAGGUUUGAUUUUACAAAUAUGUGUGCGCUCUUAAAUUUUAGAUUUGCUAGAAAACUUCUAUAUAUUUGGUUUGAAUUUUUGUUUGCAUGAUGUCUUAAGAAAUAUUAAUACUUAGGUUGGUUAAUAAUCCCACUUAGUCCAUAUUCAGGUCAAGGUUAAAGUUAAAGCUCAAGAAUUUGAGCCAGAGAAUUUGUGUCUAUCAUGACUAUUGGGUAUGCAAUUGUAAUUGGGCCGAUAUUAGCAUAUUAUUGAUAGAAUACUAGUAUCAAGUUCCAGAUGAAUUGUUAAUGAGUACAAAUUGGAAUGUUUACACUGCUUUACACAAAAAAUACAUUACUGGUUGUACAGUACUAAAUAUUAUCACCUGGUUGUAUAGUACUAAAUAUUAGCACUAGGUUGUACAGUACUAAAUAAUCUCACCAGCUUAAAUAGUACUAAAUAUUAUAUAUAUUAUAUUAUAUUUUACACUCUUUCCGUUUGUAUAUUUCAAAUAUGCAGUAUAGAAAUGGUAUUUAAGAAACACACUCUGUUCUUUUGUAUAUUACAAAAAAAAAAUGCAUUAUAAAAUGGUAUUUUAGAAUCAUACCUCCAGAUUCAUGUCAAUUCUCACAACAUUUUAAAAAUUGUUUACUUUGUGAAAAGCAAAAAUGGCAGCGAAUAUACCAAUGAUCUCAGCUGUUCUCUUACGAUUAUUAUCAUAAUAUAUGUACAUUAUUUAAGAUAAUGAAACAUUUUUGAAGGAUAUUAAUUUAUACAUUCAUCACUCUAAAUCCAAUGAUGAAUAUUUUUUUACCUUUGGUUUUUCUUUUAGUGUUCUUUUGUUGUUGUUGUUGGUGUGUUAUUGUAAUAUGCCCGAAAGAAUUUCGGGCAUAUUAUGUUAUACCCCCUGGCGUCCGUCCGUCUGUCUGUCCGUACAAACCAGAGCUACAUUAUGGUUCUUACCAGAGCUACAUUAUGGGGUUUUCUUUUGUUAUUUCUUUUGUUCUUUUUAACCCCACAAUGCAGAAAAUAACCCCACAAGAGAAACGGAAUGAAUGACAUCAAAGACAUCUAUUGUUAUGAGAACAAUAGACCAAACCCCUCCGUCCCUCCGUACGUCCGUCCGUCCGUUAGCAAUUUGGUUUCCGGAGCAUAACUUAAGUUCCAUUUGGCCCACAAUAUUCAAACUUCAUAUGAUGAUUGUCCAUAUUGGGUAGAAGACCCCUAUUGAUUUUGGGGUCACAAGGUCAAAGGUCAAGGUCACUAUUACCUUAAAACUGAAAACAGUUUCCGGAGCAUAACUAAAGUUCCAUUUGGCCCACAGUGUUCAAACUUCAUAGGAUGAUUGUCCAUAUUGGGUAGAAGACCCCUAUUGAUUUUGAGGUCAAAGAUCAAGGUCACUAUUACCUUAAAACUGAAAACAGUUUCCGGAGCAUAACUAAAGUUCCAUUUGGCCCACAGUGUUCAAACUUCAUAGGAUGAUUGUCCAUAUUGGGUAGAAGACCCCUAUUGAUUUUGAGGUCAAAGAUCAAGGUCACUAUUACCUUAAAACUGAAAACAGUUUCAGGAGCAGAACUUAAGUUCCAUUUGGCCCACAAUAUUCAAACUUCAUAGGAUGAUUGUCCAUAUUGUGUAGAAAACUCCUAUUGAUUUUGGGGUCACAAGGUCAAAGGUCAAGAUCACCUUAAAACUGAAAACAGUUUCCGGAGCAUAACUUAAGUUUCAUUCGGCCCACAGUGUUCAAACUUCAUAGGAUGAUUGUCCAUAUUGGGUAGAAGACCCCUAUUGAUUUUGGGGUCACAAGGUCAAAGGUCACUAUUACCUUAAAACUGAAAACAGUUUCCGGAGCAUAACUUAACUUCCAUUUGGCCCACAAUAUUCAAACUUCAUAGGAGGAUUGCUAUUUGAAGGAGGUAAUACUUUAUUUAAUUAUCAUGUCUUACAAAUGCUUCAUCCUUACUAAAAA